AUGGACUGCAUCUUUUGUGAUUUGACCAAGUCCUCCAAGUACCCUCGCAAUCCCAUAACCUGUGGUGGUAACAAGGAGUGCUUCAUGGACAAAGGUAAGGUCCCCAGCCUCAGCCCUGUCCUCAACAAAGGCACCAUGAAAAUCAGUUCAUAUGGUCGCCUUGAAGAGCCUAUCAUCUAUCAGGGUGUCACCUACAGCCUCACCUCCACCUACAACUAUGGUAAACUGUGUAACAGGGCCCCCACCCCCAUAGUCAGCCUGAAGGCAGGGACCACCUGCCUGGCACUGCAUGUGCUGCUGCUGUUUCAGCCUGGGACUGGUCUCAGGGCUCCCCUGCUCCUUGUGCCUCCUGCCCCUCCCCCUUCCCUUUCCCUCUUAAAUGGUCAGAAGCCCUAG
Molecule: messenger RNA, 396 nt
Organism: Pipistrellus kuhlii (Kuhl's pipistrelle)
Lineage: Eukaryota; Metazoa; Chordata; Mammalia; Chiroptera; Vespertilionidae
Product: sperm acrosome membrane-associated protein 4-like
Exons: 1
Coding region: 1-396 (131 amino acids)
Source: RefSeq, a predicted model, not a curated record